AUGGCAAACAAUAGCAUUAUUGACUUCUGGUAAGUUAAUUUUUAACUGUUCACCAUCUGAGUUGGGCCAAGUAGUCACUCAUAAAGGUUGAACAAAUGUUACUUUUUAAGACAAAAAUUAUUAGUAUCAUCCAAUAACAGUGUUUUGGCAAGGCUUAACAGUUGCAACUUUGGAAGUAAGAGUCACAGGCACCCAUUUCUAGUUUUAAGUUUUGAGAAUUUGCAACACUUACAGUGACAUUGCAAAUAGAAAAUUGUCAUGGAAUGCGAGAGCUAAUGGCUUAAAUUUUGAAAACUCUGAAUAGGGUAAUGUAAUUUUCAACAGAAAAAAACAGCUGAUUUGGAAAGAUAGUCUCUAAAACAACAAACACUGCAGGCCAUGGCUAUAAAAAGUGUUCUUUCCCCAUUGUCCUUAAAGUAUAGACCUUGGACAUUAAAGUGAAUUCAGUUUGUUUUAAUUUCUGUUAUAUUAAGUUUCUGUUUUUUUUUUAUUUAUUUUAUUUUUUGAAAGUCGGACAUCAUUGGCAUCCAUGGCUGGAAUCUCUGCUGGAAUUCUUGGACUCUCAGCUCUUAAAGGCUUCAUCUUUUAUUUUAUAGCUUCCUUGUUUAUGUCUGUAAGUUACUUGCUUACUCUGUAUACUUGUCUACAAGUUUAGUUAACAUUUAUGGGGUACAUGUAGGGUAGUACACGGCUCUUUGAAGGCCUCACAGGAUUGCUGAGAAAACAAUAAACAAACAACAGCAAACAACUCAAACUCCCUGCUAACUCAAACUAACGUAAGUCCAAUUUCCCUUGGAUUUCACCCCACUUUUCAGUCAUUUUUACUCUGUUAACUCAAACUCGGAUAACUCAAGACCAUGACAAGGGAGCAGGAGCUUUUAAUUGUUCUUUCAUUCCAUCUGGAAUUGUCAUAGUCUGAACAAAAUGAGUAUAUUCUGAUAGCUACAUGUAACAAUGAACAUGAAAGAAAAAGUCUAGAACUAAACGAAUUUUCGACCAUGUGUAACCUCUUUUAAAAAGUAGAGAACCACCCUAGAAUCAUGAAGUCCUUAGAAACCACCUUAUAAACAUAGGAAUCGAGUUUUUUAACUGUUAAUCCUCAUGAAACAAAAACUAAAAAAUCCCAAUAAUUUUAGUAACAAAGGUAUAUUUAGGGGCACCCUAAUUUUCCAUUGCAUGGAACUCAGUUUGACAUUGCUUUUGGAAACCUAUGGGCUAGUAACCCUACACUGGAUUAACAAGAGUAGUAAUAACCCUAGUCAGUUCCCAGGGGAAGGGGGUACUGCCAUACAUGGGUUAUAUAGAUAUGUGCUGCUGUGUAGGGAAGGGAUUUAAAGCAGUUUAGUCUGGGAAUGGAUAAUAUAGAAAUCAGAGUGUUUAGGUCUUGAAUAGGGUGUCAUUUCCAGGAGUUGGUCGAAGAUUUUAGUCUAGACUAGGAAAACUGGGGAAUGACAGUCAAAAAAUUAUUAAUUGGCUUACCCAGAGCUCAAUAAGUAGUUGGACAUGGGGUUUUACGGUGUUGUGGUAUUGAGCUUUUUUCAAGCGUUAUUUCAGUAGUUUUGAUUUUAAUGUGUGGUAUUGUGGUAUCAUCCAGUUUUGCAAAAUGCGGUUUUUCAUCCUUCUGGCUAACAGUAUUUGGUAAAAAAAGAUCCUUCAUGAUAUUGGCGUACCAUUCAUUUGGCCCCUCCUGUCUAUUGUAAGUCAAUAUUUGGAAGACUUUUGACUUAAGGGUAAAUGAUUACGCAAUUUCUGACAGUUACUCCAUGAUGAAAUUGCUAGGACAUCCAAUGACCAUGCUUUUCGAUCAUUGUACCAAUUAAUUCGAAGUCUUCCCACAUUUUCUCGCGAUAGCUGAGGUUGAUUUCUGGUGUAUACGUGCUUGAGAUAAACAAACACGCAAGGUGGAUUCAACUUUAAGUAAUCGUGACGGAUCAUAAAAGCUGUAUUUGUAUUUCGUCGAUUUUUUACACCGUAUUUCGGUAUUUGCCUAUUUUUCUUAGGGUAUUGCAGUAUUGGGUACCCCCCAAUGUCCCCCUCAAUAAGCUUCUGUUUUGGCUGAGCUGUACUUGUGAACUCAGUACUUUCUAGCAAAUAGCAACUCUAGACUUAGGAGAGAUUUUGAGAGUUUAGAUUAGAGUGUAUUGUAGCAAAAAUAUAAGUUUUAGGAUCUCAGCCACACACAUCACACCCAAAGAUUCCUUAAACCGAAUCCCCCCAACCCAUGCUGCAGAAAGCAGGUUAAAUUGGGUAUCCUGUGCAUCAUCAUCUCUAGCAUUACUGUAUUAUCUAUUAUUUUGUUGUUCUCCUUAACUGCUGACUUUCAUUAUUACAUUCAAGACAUACUUACUGUUUUGGACGUAUCCUUUCUGAAAUUUGAACAAGUACAGCUGGAGGAAUUUCAGCGUUUUGUACUUACACCAUUUUCUUUGUAUUUUAAUUUAUUUUUCUAACAUUAACAGAUAUAUAUUAUUUUGAUAGCCUUCCAGUAACACGGAUCUUCAUGACCAUUGUUUGAUUCAGUAGAUGUAUUGGGUUGAGGGAAUAUUGUUGGUUUGAGAAAUACUUUAUAUAAACUUUUAUAUCUAAUCAUUUUAAUUUCCAUUGAGCAAAACUAAUAACCGCAGUGGGUGGCCAUAACUGCAUACACAUUUUGAAAGCAUGCAGUUAAUAUGUACCUCUCAUUUGCCGAGUUUUUGGUCUGAGUAUUUUUUCCAUUAAUAUUUACAAUACGGAGCGAGAAAACGAGGCUGAUAAGUUGUUUAUUAUGUAGCUUCCUGUUUGGAGCAACUGGAAACAAGUGUACGUUAUGCAUUUUGACAGUCAUUUGAAAGGCAUCAAAAAAGAAAUUUUUUAUCGGCUCACCAAAACAAUAGCACUUUACAAUGGCUUUCCAUAAAAGUGUAAACAUGCAAACUAUAAGCACUGUAAGUUUUAGCUCACCAAUGUAAAAAUUCUUGUAUUUUGAAAAUUGGACACUGUGUUUAGCUCAAAGUCGCUUCCAUCUUUCUUUCGUUAAGUCUUUGAAAAACCAAAGUCAAUGGUAAAAAAGCUUGUCAAGGUAAGCUCAAGUUUGUUUUCCUUGUUGAAGGAUUGCUCGUCUUUCUUUGGCAAAAUGUCUUGGAUCCCUGCCAGUUCAUUAUUAUCUUCUUCAUUGUGAUCUGCGAUAAAAUUUUCAAACACCGACUAGAAUCCUCUUCUUGGGUAAGAUUACGAUUCAGUUUCUUUCUCAGCUUCGUUCUCAAAUAGACAUAAGUUAAGAUUUGGAAGGAUGAAGUCACAUCCAAGUCUACAGGGUUUUCAGACAUAUGAUAACAUUCCUUUAAUCAUUUCUUUGAGAUAGAAAGAUUUAGAGCAGCAAAAUGAGCAUUCACUUUUGAAAUUUUGGCCCGUACAGUAAGUAAGAUGGACGGCAAAUUGACCAAUCAUAAGGCGAAAACAGACUUAGCCAAAUAAUUUUAAAAUGUUAAAAAAUAUUUAUCAUAGCACUUACGAAUUACUAACUGCUGAUUGGAGGUUGUAACCUCAUGGAGUAUGUGUGUAUUUAGUGAUACUUGCCAAACCUCUGUUUUUGCCAUCAUUCUGGGUCCUUUCCAUGUCCACUCUUUCAAUGAUUUUUCCUCGUGUUAUUUCAUUAACCUUAUGAUCAAGAUUUUUGUAUGGAAUGGUUCAUGUCUACUGA
Molecule: messenger RNA, 3679 nt
Organism: Porites evermanni
Lineage: Eukaryota; Metazoa; Cnidaria; Anthozoa; Scleractinia; Poritidae
Source: the annotation of a GenBank genome assembly